AUAACAAUUAACUAUGUUGGAAAAAAAAGAAAAAAAAAAAAAAGAGUAAAAUUUUUGGAGCUUCUCAAAACUUUCAAAAAGACUUCAAGUUAUUUUUUAAUAACUCUCCAGAUAACUAACCCAUUUUCCACCCUUCUUUAAGUUUUUCAAUCCUUACCUCUACCAAUUCAUAGCCUUAAUAUCACAUCUUUCAUAAUCUUUUAAAGAUGAUGAUGUCUAUGCGAGCCGUCGCGCGCUCUGCGCCCCGCACCUUCACCCGCCUCAGUGCAACCACCCUCCGACAAUCCAGAGUAGCGCAAACAAGCUCUCUACUCAAGUCUUCAUGGACACCUCUCAGAUCCUCGCAGCAAUUUGCGUCCGCCUUUUCCACGUCACAGCUACGACAGAAGCAACAGUCGUCAGAAGUUGAUGAGGAGCUGUCGGUUAAGCUGGAGAGCGAGAUUCAGCUUGAAAGCGAGAUGAGAGAUAGUGAACUGCCCGCCAGCGUCAAGGACUUCCUAGACAACAGCCCCUUUGAGCUUAAGGACGUCCCUGGAAAGGAAGAUGUUGUUUUGACGAGGAAGCUCGGCAAUGAGACCAUCACCGUUACCUUCUCCAUUUCUGACCUCACCAACUACGAGAACAGCGAAGAUUUCGGUGACGAUGCUCUUGGUGACGAAGACGCCGAUUCGCCCGAGAACCAACGCGCGUCGGAGGAGGCCGAGGCCGAAGAGGGUCUCGAGGGCGACGAUGAUCAAGUACCACCCACACCGUGCCGACUUAACGUUGUAGUCGAGAAGCCGGGCAAGGGUGCGCUGAACAUCGAGGCCAUUGCCCAAGGUGGCCAGGUCAUCGUCGAUAACUUCUACUACUUCAAGGACCCCAAGCUGGCCCACGGCGAGUCCGCCGAGAUCAGCCACGCCGCCCAGGAACUCUACCCCGGCCCACCUUUCGGCAGCCUCGAUGAGGACCUCCAACUCCUCAUGGAGCGCUACCUCGAGGAGCGUGGUAUCACCCAGGCUCUCGCCGUCUUCGUUCCUGACUACAUGGACAUCAAGGAGCAGCGCGAGUACCAGACCUGGCUCAAGGACAUCAAGAGCUUUAUCGAUGCUAAAUAGAGCACGGUUCAGCCAGGGAGGGGGCUUCAGUUAGAUGCGUAUGAGAAAAGGCGAGAGUGAGGAAGGGAGUUUGGGGAUAUGAAGGCGGAAAAGAAAAAAGAGACGAAACGGAAGCAUCUAUGAUGACGAUGCAUUAUGAGGAUCUACUAAGGUAUCCUUGUGUAAACUUUUCCACACUCCACAUGUAUAACAAUACGGACCAUGACCACCAAUGAAUGAAACUUUUACGUAUUCCAA
Hypoxylon fragiforme is the source of this 1334-nucleotide messenger RNA. RefSeq names its product mitochondrial glycoprotein. Gene Ontology annotation, cellular component: mitochondrial matrix. Gene Ontology annotation, biological process: cytosolic ribosome assembly. The transcript is spliced from 2 exons. Lineage: Eukaryota; Fungi; Ascomycota; Sordariomycetes; Xylariales; Hypoxylaceae. The coding region runs from base 207 to 1097 and encodes 296 amino acids. The record is from RefSeq and is a predicted model, not a curated record.